Molecule: messenger RNA, 9584 nt
Organism: Cuscuta europaea
Lineage: Eukaryota; Viridiplantae; Streptophyta; Magnoliopsida; Solanales; Convolvulaceae
Source: the annotation of a GenBank genome assembly
GAGCUUUUGUAGCUAAGCCAUCAGUUCUCAUUUCAUAUGAGUUUAUGAUUAACUGAGGUGGACUAGAAAAGUGUAUGUCUAUUACUCCAAAUGAUGUGUGGGAAUAGGUUGAAAGUACAAUUUUUUAAACAAACAAUACUAAGUAUCGUCUUAGUCUUAUUUCUGCAUUGCCACAAUCCAUCCGUAACUACAAUUCUAUCACACGUAACCAAAGUUUAAAACAAGUACGAGUUUGGGCAUUUUAAAAUCGCGCAACGCGCGAACAACUUGCUAGUUUUAUCUUAUAUGCGCGUAUGGUGUGAAUGAGAAUCGAGAACAGAUAGUAUUAAAUACCCAUAUGGUUCAUGGGAUACGAGUAUAGUAACUUGUGGCAGUACUUUUAUGAAAUUAUUAUUGUGGCGAUAAGUUUUUUUUAAUCUGCAUACUCCUAUGAGAAUAAUGGAGAUCCUUAAUUUGUUUAAGAAUAAUGACUAAAAUAGAUUAAGGUAGACUGGACAUAGACAAUAAUAAAAUACAAAUACCACAAGACAAGACAACUAGACAAGACUAGUUGAGACUAGGCUGAAAAGGAUUAAUGCAAAACAGAAUCAAACAGAUUAGUCUUGUUUAGAAGAGACCAUUACAGACCAGAGUCACCAGAUUAGGGAAAUUUUUUGUUUACAAUAAAUUUGGACUUUGCACCAUAGUCUCAACAAAGCUUAACAUAAAGAUAUAAACUUGAGAUGCGAACUCAGAUUUCUACAGGUGUGGUGCAAAAUCCAAUUUCAGUGUAACCUUGGUGUGCAAAAACCAGUUUUGACUUUGUGUAAUUUACUUCGUGUAACUGCUAAGCACGAAGUUCCGAUUUUUAUGUGAAAACGAGAAAAUUCAAAUGCUUCAUUUUACAAUCUGUUUAAUCUCCAGUUGCCAUCACAAUAUUUGUUAAGUAGGUAAUACAAAUGUGGAAUGACUUAUUGUAUAUUGAUUUGUAAGCAGAUAAAAAUUAGUUUGAUUAAGUAAAUUAACCUAAGAUAGGUACCACACAAGCAGGCAGCCCCCCACCCCCAUGAACCUCACUACAAAAUAUGGAUGUAAGAACCCAUGCUAUGAUGCCAGUUUAUUUUUUAAACCUGGAAGGGAUCAACGAGUGCAGUGAGAGCACACUCCUUUUUAGGUCGUAUUAAAUAAAAGAAAGGAUGCUUAGUUUUGCUUAGUCUUGCUUCCACUUUGAUGUAGGUUGUUGUUGCCUGUAGAGAUUUUCCCCAUCCUCGCCAUCUUUGUGCUAAAUUCCCCUUUGCUACAACAUCACAUGAAAUCCACUGUGACAAGGUAACUAUGUUUCCUUUAUAUUCUAGUAUGCCAAUCCUUGCAUGAUAGGCUUUCUGCUACUUAUAUCUUUCUGCAGAAGGUUAUUAUUCCCAUGAAUAUAUGGUGUUACUAUCUCACUUCGAUAGGUACCCUGAUCAAUUCCAGUUAUAACCUAACAUACUCACCCUUUUUUGUCGUUUUCAUUUUAUUCAAUCUUUUUGUCCUAAAAUAAUUGCAACUCAAUGUGUAUUUCAUACCUGUCUUCCAAAUUUGCCCUCAUUGACUUUUCUCAUAUUAAAUGCUAUUCAUACUCGUCACGGCCUCACCUAGUUGGCGACUAGGUGUCCUGGCGCUAGGGAUUGGUCGCCGGAUUCCCUCGUCUCGCCAGAAGAAGAGUUGGCAACCUUGGUGGCGUCCACCCGUCGUUGAGGCAAGCUCUUGGCGAUAAGGCAUCCCGAUUUUGGCUAGUCUAACCGCAGUCCGCAGGCCCGAGAAACUAAUUUAAUUAAGGCUUUUAAUUAAAGCCAAAGCCCAAAGUAAUCUUAGCUGAUCAUAGAGACGUAGUCUAGAGACGCAGAUGAGAGCGCAGAACUCCAGGAAGCAGAACUCUCACAGUUGCACUCUCUCGCAGGAAGCAGCCGACUAGUAUGCUCCCAGGCCCCCAUCUCUUCUCGUCUUGUCGAACUUCUCCUCUCAUGUGUCGGUUGAUUUUUUAAUAUUCUAAUUAAUUAAGUUGUAUUUUUAAAUACAUAUAUCAUUAUAUUUAUAUAUGUCUAUUAUAUACACAGUACUGUCAUGACCUCGGCUCAUUCAAAGGGCAAGGAGGUUUCCUCAUUCAAAAGCGUGGAAGCGGUAAACUAGAAGGGAAGAAUUAUCUGAUGGGCCGUACCAAAGAAUAAAAAGUGGGCCGGAUUGCACCCAAUAUAUAUUAUGCUAUAUUAUUAUGUUGGACUAUGCUUUAUUAUUAAAACCCAACUUAUGUUAUGAGGGUUGCUUCUAUUCUUAGAAAGAAGGAAUAGUAUAAAUAUUUGUACUGUCCGUUUACAAAAGCAGAAUGAUUAUUACAUUAUUCUCACUGACUUCUUCCCCAAGUAUUCUGUCUAUCUCCCUUCUACUUUUCCGUUUCCGAUCAUAUUGUUCUUCGACUAUUGGCCAUGCCAUAACAUUUGGUAUCAGAGCCGUCUGAUCCAGGAAGAUGGCAGAAGGCACCAGGCUGAAAGAAUGCUUGGAUGGACAGAGAAGGAUAGAACAAUCCCUGUUAGCUGAAACCCUGAAAAGAGAGGCUGCAGAAAUGAAGCAGGAAGAGAUACAGAUCAAAAAUCAAGAGAUCCAAUCAGAAAUUCAUCUUGAAGGUAUUCCUUGGUUCCUUCCAAUUGAUCUUAAGAAAUUUAGGGAUAAAGUUCCUCUUAUUCAUAAUAGGGCAAAGACCUUCUUCAAUUAGAAAUUCCGGAAUAUGUCUUCCCUUAUGAAUAUGAAUCCCCGCAGACCAAUGACAGAUAAAAGAGCUUAUAUCCUUCUUGAGCGAGUGUGGCUCAAAAUUAGACUUAGAAUCCCCCCAAGUGUAUGAAGCAUAAGUUUUCCAGAUAUGCCAGUUUAUUAUCCCUGGCAUACAGUGUUUGUAAACAUCAGUGAUGGAUUUAGAGCCAGCAUCUAGCCACCAAGAAAAACAUACCUGCCUGUGAGAUACUGUCCAACUCUUUAAAGAAGAUGUUACUUCUGUUGUUCAAGAACGGGAGAGGACGGAAAUGACAAACAUCGCAGCUUCUCUGACAGCGAUGAACGAACAGAUUCAGAGCCACUUCGCGACUUAUAUGGCCAUAUUGAAUGAACAGAUUCAGAGAUUUUCUUCUUCACAAUCGAGAUUUUCUUCUUCGCGAUCUUCAUCUCAAAGUUCGAAAUCGCGAACUUCUUCGCAAUUGCAGUCUACCAGUUCGCAGGGCUCAAGGCGUGACUUCUCUCAGUUCGCAGUUCUCAUCGCUGGUUUUGUCGCAAAACACUUCUCACUGUGCGCAGGUUUCAUCAGUCCCACAGGACUUUGUUAGUGGACGGCAAUCUUACUCUACAGAUAGGAGUGUGUCGCGCUCCAGAGAAAAUGGAGAGAAGUUCACUGAGGGCAACAAUGAAAGCCAGAAGAAAUCGCCAGCAGAGUCUCUCACUUCACAAGCUUCACAGCUCAGUUUGAAAGUUAUUAAUCUGCAGCAACCUUCCUCUGACGCUAAGAGUGCUUCGCAAUGUGGAGAGAAAGCAGAGAAGUUCAUUAAGGGCGACUAUGAAAAACGAGGAGAAAUUGUCGGUGGUCGUGUUAAUCUUGGAUGCGCAGAUUAUCGAUGUUCUAUGGGACUCUUCAACUAGGUUGAGGGUAGAGUUCAACCGGUAACUUCUGAAUAUGGUAAUAAUCCAAAUGCUUCAUAUGAUCAAAAUCUUCCUCACAAUGUUGAGAUUGGGCUACAGCCAGGCACUGGGGUUUCAAGAGUGUGGAAUAUGAGACUGUUUGGAGUUACUGUCAAUCCUAGAUCAACAGGUGAACUGUCAAAUGGAGUUGAAGUUUUUGUUAACUCAGUAUAUUCUGAUGAGCAGAUUAAUGAGGAUGAGAAUGCAGAAGUUCAGGGCAUGAAAACAAAUUCUGCCACUGGUGAGGUACUUGAGACAGUAAGGGACAUCAAGAGGGAUGAAGAGUUAACAAUUUAUCACAACUAUGUUCCUGUUUUUGGUGGUGGUGUAAAUAAAGGUGUAGGUCGUACAUCACAGGAAAGCAAACAAACAUUUGUUGCUAUUGAAGGCUGGAAGGUUACUGAAGCGAAUGGAAUGUCACUCGAUACACCCUCUCCUACCAGGGAAGGAACAAUUCAGGGAGUGAGGAAUGUCCAUGCCAAAGCAUUAUCAUGGGUUUGGGAGCCUAUUGAUCAGGGCAAGGCAAGGCCAAGGGAAUUUCUUGAAGAAAUACGUGUAAAAGGAGCGGGAUUUGGUGGAAAUUACCCAAAGGCAGUAGAGUCGGCUUAUGAUAUCAAGGAAUACUUUUACACGAAGGGUUAUGGGGUGAAGAAUGAUUAUAUCCUAGUAAAAGAGAAUUUUGAGAAAGAUGCUGAUAAUGAGUCUGCUUGGUUCUACAACCUUGGGGCUAUUGUAUCUGAGGUGAAGAGCUUGGAAAGCAUUAAUACUAGUGCAGCUACAACAACUCUAAACUCUUCCACUAACUCCUGGAGUGUUGCUAUUGGGAACAAAUCUGGUCAAGUUCCCUAUUACAGGCUUGGCAGCAGCUCUGGCUUGGAGAAAACAAGAUUGCAUUUGAUCACUGAACCCAACACUGAAGUCUCCCUUUUCCCAAGUGGUGCUGGGUAUCAAUGCACAGCUAUCUUUUCACUUGUCAGUUUCCCAGUAUGCAUCUGGCAGUGCAUGAUCCAAAUGGGUUAUGGCGUUUGAAAGCCGUCAGGUUGCUCUGCUUGAUAUUGGUUCACCCUUGGUUUUGUUUCUAAUGUACAGUCCCUCUAGCUCAAGAUCUCUGGUCUUUUCUUCUAAGGCAUUUUUGGGUGUUCAUCAAAGCACUGUGAUACCAGAAGGUGGAAUCCCUUAUAGAAGUGAGGAAGAACUUGCUUUGUGCUUAACCAGAGAUGGACGCAUUAUUUUAAUGACUGGCAGCAUUGGCAGUUUGAUCAAUUCGCAGCCAGUGCAUCCAGAGAAGGAUAUUGAAAGGAAAGAUCAAGCAGCACCAUUUGAUCAUGAGGAACAAAACCAUUACAAAAAUCCCAACAAUCAGUGUGUUCUCCAGGCAAGCAAGCUCAUGGUUCUGCCAUCAGUUAGAUAUUGGGAAGGCAGAGGUGCCAGGAUGAAGAUGAAGUUGAAGAUCAAGAAGGCCUUUUCCUAUCACCCACCUUGAGGACAAGGUGGUUGUCUAAGGGGGGAGAUAUGAUAGGAUCCCAGGCUGAAGAAAAAUACUGAUAAUAGUAAUAGAGUGAUGUUAAGCAAUGGUGGUAGAGUAAAAAUAAGGGUUCUGGGCCAUGUAUAUGGGCUUGGGCCCUUUAAGAAUAAAAUUAGUAUAAGAGUGAGAGGGAGGAGUGGGGGAGGUUAGGUAGAAAUUGGAUCUGGAAUUAGGCCUUGGGAGUGUGAGACGACUCGAACUGUCUCAAACCUUUCUUCUCUUCUAUUUUCUGUUUUACGCUACUGUACAUGGGUUUACUGUUAUGCGCCAUUGUACCGGGAGGAUCGGUUCCUCAGAUUUUAUCAAUUGAACACUACAUUUCUGCUGCUUUGUUGAGUUACCUAUCAUCAACAAGCACUAAAAUACCUCCUAGACCAGAAUAUAACUACUCCUCUCCAGGAAAGGUGGAUUACCAAAUUGUUGGGAUUAGAUUAUGACAUACAAUAUAAAAAGGGGGUUGAAAACAAGGUGGCUGAUGCACUCUCUAGGAAGAAGGAAAAGGAGGAAUGUUGGUCUAUAUCAGUGGUGAGACCUGCAUGGAUGCAGCAAGUACUCCAGAGCUAUGAACAUGAUACCUAUCUAUCACAAAUAUUACAAGAAAAGCUCAUAGACCCUGCUUCAAAUCCAGAUUUUGAAAACAUUGAUGGGAUUUUAAGAUAUCAGGGGAGAGUAACCAUUGGCCGCACCACAGAAUUAAAAUACACCAUCUUCAAGGAAUUACACACAUCUGCAAUUGGGGGACAUUCCGGUGUACAAGACACCUACAUGAGGAUAAGAAGGUUAUUCUACUGGCCUAAAAUGAAGGGGGAUAUCACCAGGUGGGUCAAGGAAUGUGAGAUAUGUGCCCAAUCCAAGCCAGAAGGGGGACCCAAUCCUGGGCUGCUACAACCUCUCCCUAUCCCUGACCAGGUCUGGAGCCACAUCAGUAUGGACUUCAUCGAGGGGUUGCCCAAGUCACAUGGAAAGGAUGUCAUCUUAGUUGUAGUGGACAGACUAACUAAGUAUGGGCAUUUCCUGCCUUUAUCACACCCCUAUACUGCUGCAAUAGUAGCUAAGGUGUUCUUAGACUGUGUGUACAAACUACAUGGGCAACCUCUAGACAUAUUGACUGACAGAGAUGUAGUGUUCCUGAGUGGGUUCUGGAAGGAGUUAUUCAAGCUUAUGGGGACACUUGAGCUACACCUCAUCCUACCACCCCCAGUCUGAUGGACAGACAGAGAGGCUAAACCAGUGUUUAGAGGCUUACCUCAGAGCUAUGGCUUUUCAUAAUCCCAAGCAAUGGCUGCAAUGGAUACCCCUGGCAGAAUACUGGUAUAAUACCAACUACCAUACCAGUCUCAAAACCACCCCAUUUGAGGCCCUCUAUGGUUACAUACCUCCAACAUUGUCCUUAUCAACCCUAACUAACUCCACAAACAUGGAUGUUAAGGAGCUCAUAGCUCAGAGACAGAAAAUGAAACAGGAGCUGAAGGAGAAUCUAAGGUUAGCACAAGAAAGAAUGAAAUACUUCGCAGAUAGCAAGAGGAGGGACAGGGAAUUUGAAGUCGGGGAUUUGGUCUAUUUGAAACUACAACCGUACAGACAACACUCAGUUCAACUGAGAAAAAAUCACAAGUUAACAGCCAGGUACUUUGGUCCGUAUGCCGUCUUGGAAAGGGUGGGUAAGGUAGCAUAUAAGCUUGACUUACCAGAGGGAGCUAAAAUAUAUCCAGUGUUCCAUGUCUCUGUACUGAAACGCUGCAUCAGUCCCAGAGCUAAGGUGAUAUCUGCUCUUCCCCCAGUUGACCAUAAUGGGUGUUUCUUCAUUGCUCCAUCAUCCAUCAAGGAAAUCCGCUCAAAAACCUCAGGAUCUGGGCAGAUGACGUUACUGCUGUCCAUCGAACCAGGGCAGGGAACUAUCGAAGGGUGGAUCUCAAAAGGGAAGUUCAGGGAGAUGUUUGCGGCUAGUGAUCCUUGUGGACAAGGAUCGGAAAAAGGGGGGGGUAUUGUCAUGAUCUCGGCUGAUUCAAAGGGCAAGGAGGUUUCCUCAUUCAAAAGCGUGGAAGCGGUAAACUAGAAGGGAAGAAUUAUCUGAUGGGCCGUACUAAAGAAUAAAAAGUGGACCGGAUUGCACCCAAUAUAUAUUAUGCUAUAUUAUUAUGCUGGACUAUGCUUUAUUAUUAAAACCCAACUUAUGUUAUGAGGGUUGCUUCUAUUCUUAGAAAGAAGGAAUAGUAUAAAUAUUUGUACUGUCCGUUUACAAAAGCAGAAUGAUUAUUACAUUAUUCUCACUGACUUCUUCCCCAAGUAUUCUGUCUAUCUCCCUUCCCCUUCUACUUUUCCGUUUCCGAUCAUAUUGUUCUUAGACUAUUGGCCAGGCCAUAACAAGUACACACGCAUACGGUCAAUCAGAGGCACAGAGCAUAGGAUGUUUGGUGCGAUUUUAUAGUAUUAUACUAUUACUGUAUGCUCUGUAUGUUAUAAAUUAAUAAACUAUUAAAAUAUUAAUAAAAACUACCCUGUAUUAUACUAGUAUAUAAUUACGUAUACAAAUACUCCGUAUAUGAAUUAUGAUAUACGUACUUUAUGAGAUAGCCAUUUUUACUUCGAAUUGCCCUUACUGAACCUUUGUUUCAAACUUUCAAUUAUUAAUUGUUGGUUUCAAUUCUCGGUAAUACACAAUUUAAUUAGUAAUUUAUUAUAUAUAAUAUACAAUAAAUUACAAAUUAAACAUAGUUAUAGAAUGUUAUAUAUAAUUAUACAUAAUAUAUAAUAUACUAUACAAUGUAUGACUAGUCACCUAAUUGUCGCCUAGGUGGGUGCCUUGUCGCCUAGGCAAUAUGGCGGUCGGUUGGCGCCACGACUCACCUUACCGCCGUAACAAGUAUGAUGCUAUUUAAUUUUUCCUUGAGAAGAUAUUAGAGACAUUUUUAUGUUGAACUCUAUAGGGAUAACAUUGGCACUUUGUAAUAUUGACACAUUUCUAAAACAUCAUUAAACUAGGAUCGAGAGAACAACUAAUGUGUUCCAAGGAAAUAUGUUAGAAGUUAAUGUUUUAACUUUCCUUUCUGAGUUUGAGUGCGAAAAGAUAUACUUCGUAUUACAUUUUGGCUGUUUUGAUGAUUGUUGGUUUACUUAUUACAGUGUCAUUGUUAUAUUUGUGAGUCACUGGCUCCAUGUCUCUACUGGGGAAAGAACUGUGUUGUGUCCCACUGCGAUGCUACUGAUAAAAUAGCACUUUGGAGAACCCAUAGAGAAGGCAGAAAGAACAAUAUCGCUCGUGGGUUAAGUAAUCUGACCCUUGGCCAUGCCAAAUCUGAACUAAUUUGAGAUCCUUCCCUGCUCAGGAUUCCUUUUGUGCCCCUCCAGUUCAAAGCAUUUUAUAUGAAAACAGGCAACUGGAAACCCAACUCAAGCCUUCGGCACAUCCUGCAUUUAUCCCGCACUUAUGAUGUUACAAUUGGAUGCACAUGUAUGAACUCUCGAACCACUCUUAUUCUUCACCCCUAAUUUCUCUCCUCCAAAAGCAGUUUGAUAGGGACUAUAGCUCUUGGUGAGGUCAAUGGUGCUCGGACCUGGUCCAAGCAGUUUGAUAGGGACUAUAGCUCUUGGUAUUUGAUAUGUAUGCAUGCCAUUUUGGGGGAGAGUGAUUUAUGUGGGCGGCUUUGGAUGAUAUAUGCCUAUUUUAUUAAGGAAUUUGUCCAUGGGUAGAACUUAAGGUUUAUACCCAUGCAUGAUACAUUGACUGGUGUAUAUUGUUGUUAUUUUUGGAAGGUUGCAACUUUUUAACUCUUGCAGUUGCUCUUACUACUCCUGUUAAUAGUUUAGCAUUUCAUUUUCUAUGAAAAGCUUUUAAUCCCAAGCCUAACGGCCUAUAUGGCUAUAUGCCAUUGCCCCUUCAUGUAACUACGUCAGUUAAAAUGUGGGUCAUUACUCACUAGUUGGUGCCUUAUACUCCGUACUAUUUAUGUAGGGAGCAAAAACAUUUCCUGCUCACCUCUCCCACGGCCCACCAGUUAACCUGAAGUAAGUAAUAACAUAAUAUUGCACAUUUGCCCUUACAAAUCACAACAAAGCUAAUGGAGUGUGCUAUGAGGACCUACUUUCCACCAAUAGCCUUAUGGCCUCCUUCAAACUUUGAGAGAGCACCACUUUCAUCACAAUGAUGCCUUGUUACACCACUCCAAAAGAUCCAUUGUGUUUCCCCUCACCCUAUUGAUCUCUGAGACUAUAAUAGUAAACAGUUGCUGUUGGUGAUUUUAGUAUCACCAGGUUCAUUUUAGUGUAAUGGAAUUUACAGAUUACCAAUGGAGUUCAAGUUUAAUUUUAGACAAGUUAGGAGGUGCAGAGCGCACACUUGUACGAAAUUAAAUUUAAACUUGGUUCGAUUAAAUGGCGGGGG